Messenger RNA from Hibiscus syriacus, 1038 nucleotides. RefSeq names its product peroxisomal 2,4-dienoyl-CoA reductase-like. The coding region runs from base 70 to 963 and encodes 297 amino acids. The transcript is spliced from 5 exons. The record is from RefSeq and is a predicted model, not a curated record. Gene Ontology annotation, biological process: fatty acid catabolic process. Lineage: Eukaryota; Viridiplantae; Streptophyta; Magnoliopsida; Malvales; Malvaceae. Gene Ontology annotation, molecular function: 2,4-dienoyl-CoA reductase (NADPH) activity.
GUUUCGUAACUUUGAAUCUCGUUUGGUUUUCGACUGCAACAUUGAGAAGGGAAGGUCUGGGAAUUGGUAAUGGAGUCACCAUUCAGGGCAGAUAUAGUGAAAGGAAAGGUUUGUUUGAUAACAGGCGGAGGCUCAGGCAUUGGUUUCGAGAUUUCCACACAGUUCGGGAAUCAUGGAGCUUCAGUCGCUAUCAUGGGUCGACGCAAACAAGUCCUUGAUGCCGCCGUCUCUUCUCUUCACUCCCUUGGAAUUAAUGCUGCUGGCUUCGAGGGGGAUGUGCGCAAGCAGGAAGAUGCAAGAAGAGUGGUUGAAUCAACUGUCAAACAUUUUGGCCACCUUGACGUACUUGUGAAUGCUGCUGCUGGCAAUUUUCUUGCGUCUGCUGAGGAUUUGUCCCCUAAUGGGUUUAGAACAGUUAUGGAUAUUGAUUCUGUCGGCACAUUCACGAUGUGCCAUGAAGCACUCAAGUAUCUCAAAAAGGGAGGACACGGUAGGAACUCCUCUGGGGGUGGAUCAAUUUUGAAUAUUAGUGCUACUUUACACUAUACAGCUACUUGGUACCAAAUUCAUGUUUCUGCAGCCAAGGCAGCCGUUGAUAGCAUUACUAGAAACUUGGCACUUGAGUGGGGAUCUGACUAUGAUAUUCGCGUCAAUGGUAUCGCCCCAGGCCCUAUUGGUGAUACCCCUGGUAUGAGUAAACUAGUACCAGAUGAGAUUAAAAGCAAAACUUUGGAGCACAUGCCUUUGUAUAAAGAAGGGGACAGAUGGGAUAUUGCUAUGGCAGCUCUCUACCUUGUUUCAGAUGCUGGUAAAUAUGUCAAUGGCACUACCCUUGUAGUUGAUGGAGGACUUUGGCUGAGCCAGCCUCGCCGUCUGCCAAAAGAGGAAGUAAAGCAGAUGUCUCGGGCAAUCGAAAAGAGAUCUAGAGAUAAACUAGUCGGAGUUCCUACCAGCAAGCUCUAAGCCGACAUGGAUGGGGCAUCUAAAUGCUUCAACAUAUAGUUCUAAACCCAUGGUUUCAUAUCUGAACAUUUCAAA